AUAUAAUAAAUCCAGAUGAAAUGAAUAAACCGGAUUUAUUGAAUCUGGAUGAAACAAAGGAACUGAAUAUAAUAAAUCCAGAUGAAACGAAGAAACCAGAUAUAAUAAAUCCGGAUGUAACGAAUAAACCGGAUUUAUUAAAUCUGGAUAGAACGAAACUGAUGGAAGAAUGGAAUGAAGCUAUAUACCAAGUAAUGAUACUUGAAGAAAGCGAAGACA
Molecule: messenger RNA, 219 nt
Organism: Funneliformis geosporum
Lineage: Eukaryota; Fungi; Glomeromycota; Glomeromycetes; Glomerales; Glomeraceae
Source: the annotation of a GenBank genome assembly